Messenger RNA from Hylaeus anthracinus, 2388 nucleotides. RefSeq names its product transcription factor 25 (gene Nulp1). Lineage: Eukaryota; Metazoa; Arthropoda; Insecta; Hymenoptera; Colletidae. Gene Ontology annotation, cellular component: RQC complex. The coding region runs from base 224 to 2029 and encodes 601 amino acids. The record is from RefSeq and is a predicted model, not a curated record. The transcript is spliced from 8 exons.
UGUAUAACUAACUAUAACUGAUAACGAUAAGGUCGAGCUGGUUGUGUGUGUGCAGUUGUGUGGUUGAGUCAGAAAAUUGACAAGUGGUGAAAUUCCUGUUAAUCGAAGCAAGUCAACAUUUCAGACUUGUCAUUCUCAAAUCGAACGUGUAGUUUGUUACUCGCUUUGAAACUUAUCUACGAUGCUUUUUUAAUAAUUGGAAUAAAAAUUAAUUUCAUUCAAGAUGUCCACACGGUAUAUGAAAAAAGUAUACGGAGUUGAUGCGUUAGCCGAAAAAGAUAGCGAAAGCGAGUGUGAUUUAGAGAAUUCGAUAAUUGGCGACGUUAAAUCUAAGACAUUUAAUGUAUUUGAUGUAUUGAAUCAAAAUUCUGAAAUUGGAGAGGAAGAAAACGAAGAACAGCAAGUUAUCGAAGAAAGUUAUACGGACCAAGAUAAACGCAAGAAAAAGAAGAAGAGACGAAAGAAGUUGGAAAGUUUCAAAGUUCAACAAGUUGUCGACUUUAAAGAGACCGAGGAUGUGGACGAAAUCGAAAGAUCCGUAAGAGAAGUGAAUAAAUUGCUUGGUGAACCGCUUCCAAGUUGUAGUUCUCAGAGUACAAAUAAUUUACAAUGGAUAGAACAAAAAUCUAAAGAAGAUAUUUUGAUGGUUCAACAUAAACAUUUAAACCCUUACAAUGAACUUAAAAGAAUCUUUGGCAGUAAAACGGUCCAAGCCGAACAAAACAACAGAAGAAAUAGGGGUCGUUCCAGUCACUUGAAAAGGACCUGGCUAAUUUCCGCUAGAGAUAACUGGUCGCCGAUCAAUAAAUCUGGUCUGUCUAUGUCUUUGGAUCACGACGUAAAAUCGGCUAGCAAUGUACAAUACUUUUUAUACGAACAUAGUCCCUCGUAUAGACAGGUUCAAUUAAAAUUCUUAGAAGCAGUCGAAAGUUUAAAUCCGGAAAACAUUGUUAAUAUAAUCAAUGCCCAUUCGUAUCACGUAGAUGCGCUAUUACAAUUAGCCGAACUUUGCGAACUCAACGAAAAUUUAGCGUUAGCUGCAGAAUUUACGGAAAAAGCACUCUACUGUUUGGAAUGUGCUUUCCACCCACUGUUUAAUCUAACAACUGCUGCCUGUAGGUUGGACUAUAGAAAGCAACAAAAUCGUGCUUUGUUUAUAACAUUGUUCAAGCAUCUCAAUUUUGUAGGCGGACGUGCGUGUUAUAGAACAAGUUUAGAAUUUUGUAAAUUACUUUUAUCGCUUGAUCCGGAAGGCGAUCCUUUAGCUGUAAUUCUAUCUCUCGAUUUCUAUGCUUUAAGAGCAAAAGAAUACGAGUGGUUCAUAGAAUUCUGCAAUUUUUGGGACGGCGCGAGAAACCUCACGCAACUACCAAACAUAGCAUAUAGUUUAGCUUUGGCUCAUUUCCAUUUGGGCAAUCGAACUGUUGCCGAUCAACUCUUACAGAAUGCAUUAAUAAUGUUUCCAGGUGUAUUGAUGUCUUUGUUGGAUAAAUGUAGCAUACAAACGGAUGAAAAGGUACAAGGCCACGAUUUCUUUAAUACCAAGGCAGUAAUUUCGACGUCGCCAGCGUUGGAAAAAUUACAAAAUCUGUACGUGGCACGCAGUUUUCGUUUAUGGAAAGAAGCAGACCUUUUACCGUGGUUACGUGAAAAUGCGUAUACUGCGUUAAAUCGAGUCGAUUCUAAAGACGAUUAUGUUAAAUAUUGCGAAACAAAGCGAAGUAAACGCUAUCAAGGGAAAUUGCCAAAGAAUAUCCUAAGACAUAUUAUACUUUCCGAUAUAAAAGAUGUUACUGUGAAUGUUCAAGAGGUACAAAACGAUGGCUCUGUACUCUCGCAUGAUCCUCUACCACCAGUGGAUAGCAUUGAUAUUUACAAAAGACCGAUACCAAAUGCAAGAACAACCCAAACAAAUUCCAACUUUUUGUCUCUUUUUAUCUCCUCUUUAUUCUCAAAUAUUAACGGAGAAGGUGUAGUUGCCGCCCUUGAUGGUUUAAAUUUAUUUUACGAUAAUAACGAUCAAAUUUAAGGCAGUCAGGUUACGAUGUAUAGUAAUAAAUUGAAUUAAAAUAGACAAAUUUUACUUUAGAUAUAAUAACGAUCAUAUGAACUUUUACGAAGAUAAUAUAAAUUUCAUAUCAACACGAGGUAACACAAGUACCACUUAAUAACGAUCAUUGUAAAAUUAUAACAUCUAUCAUGUAUUUGAAACUAUGUAUACUCGAUUGUAUGUAUGAACUUGUGCAUUAAUUAUUUAUACGAUCUUGUAUUGUUAUCAUUUGUAUCGAAUUUGUGAAACAAUCAUGUUUUAUUCGGUUUUUGAAAAACGUGUAUAUACGGAAAAAGAUAUAUAUGUACAAUAAAUAAACUGUAUUAUUGUAAGAAUUA